Plodia interpunctella (Indianmeal moth) is the source of this 3164-nucleotide messenger RNA. It is a transcript of the gene dimm, whose product is annotated as protein dimmed-like. The record is from RefSeq and is a predicted model, not a curated record. Gene Ontology annotation, cellular component: nucleus. The transcript is spliced from 5 exons. Gene Ontology annotation, molecular function: E-box binding; DNA-binding transcription factor activity, RNA polymerase II-specific; protein dimerization activity. Lineage: Eukaryota; Metazoa; Arthropoda; Insecta; Lepidoptera; Pyralidae. Gene Ontology annotation, biological process: sensory organ development; axon development; positive regulation of transcription by RNA polymerase II. Bases 230 to 853 code for a protein of 207 amino acids.
UGCUGCCGCUGCCUCCACUCUGAGUCGCGCAGUCACCGCGUGUACUUGCGCCUCGCUCAUACUUAGGUACCUUUUAUUCCACACAAUACUUUUACUCGGGCCUAAUAUCGCCGCGUGCUGACAACGAACACUGUCACUUUCGCUCGCUCUAGAUACAUUGCAAACAUGAUAACGCAGUGAAUUUUAAGUGCUUUGGACUUCCUCUGCGGCUGGACUCCAAGGUCGAAAUAUGCCCCAGUGGGCAAGUGAAGGAGGCGGGUCAGAGGCGGUGUCACCAGAGCAAAUGGUUCUAUACUAUGACGACGAGGCUGAAGGGUCGGAGUAUUUCGACCGAAAUCAAGAUGUGGCUGUCAAAAUAGAACAAGCUGGAGAGGCUGAUUUCUACGACAGCGGGAGCGGCAGCGACGAGCAAGUGCCGCGUCGCGUGAGUAGGCCGCGGCGGGCGGCUGCUGGGUCCUCCUCGUCAGCCAGCACCGGCGGCCCCGCACCGUCCGGGCCCGGCCGACGCCGCCGCUGUGGCAUAUCUGCCAGAGAAAGGAACCUACGCAGACUGGAAAGCAAUGAAAGAGAAAGAAUGCGAAUGCAUUCUCUCAAUCGUGCGUUCGAGGAGCUCCGAAGAGUGAUACCGCAUGUGAAGAAACCCAAUCGCAGUCUUUCAAAGAUUGAGACCUUAACGCUUGCGAAAAAUUACGUGAAGGCCCUUACUAACACGAUUUGUAAUAUGCGGGGGGAGGAGGUUAAAUAUAAGUUCAACAGCCUCGAUGACAACGUCGAGCCAGUUUUCGUGCUGACCCGUGAGGAGCAAAACAACAACGUGAUGGAGCAAGAGCUACAGAUGCACGAAAGUCCCUGAUCGGAGGACCGCAGCCGGCGCCGGCUGACCCGCGUCCACAACGUCCCCUACUGCAAGACCUGCCGGUAUUAAAAAUACAAAUGAAAUGCUUACCAAUUGCUAUAUUUUUUCUCAUCGAUGUAAAGAUUUUUCCAUGAAAUUAGUAAGUACUGUACGGAGUACUUACCUACUAAUUCCAUGGAUUUAUCUUCGUGUUUGUUGACAUUUGAAAUGAUAUAUAGUCAUGUUUUAUGUGUUUGCUAUUCACGGAAAACCAUGUACUUGCCAAUUUAUGUACUUAAAUAUAUUUUAUUAGUAAUAAUAAUAAGUACUUCUAAAGUGUGAUAAAAAUUAUAAAUAGAAUUAUCUUGAUGUAGGAUAGUGACAAAAUGGCAAAUAUUCCGAGUUCUAAAUGUACUUAUGUACUACCUACUCGUGUAAUCGUUUGAUUGACACAUACGUUUAUUUUAAACUUUAUUUUUGCCAGAUCGUCACGUAUGUACCUAAGUACUUAUUCGGAAAAAUUGAGAUUGGUACCUGUAGGUACUUUCUUAUAAAAUAGCCAGGGCUGUGUCGUAUAAAGAGUUUAAUGAAUUUAUUAUUUAAUGAGCUGCAGAGCAGAAAUCAACCUUUCCUAAAAUAAAAUUACAUUUUUAUAUUUUAAUAUAAAAAUGUAAUUUCAAUUUAUAAAUUAUUAAAUAAACUAAAUUUAAAGACGUAGAAUUAUGUUAUUUAUUUUAUUUAGAAUGUACUUAUUUUGAACUAUAUCUAUCAGCUUAUUCCAGAUGUAAAUAAUUUAAACUCACUAUAAUUAUGUUGGCAAUUAUGUAUACGAACAAGAAUCUCAAAAAUAUUAUAUGAUAAUUAUGUAUUUUAAAAAUAUUCUUUUUAUUGCUUACAUAGGUAUAGGUUGUUUAUUCAGAGUCUAUUAUAGCAAUUCAAAAGCCACAAUUCCUACAUAGUUACCUACUCGUAUUACCUACGUAGGUAAUAACCUAAGUGUUUGUAGAGUCAAUUUAUGCAAUACAGAUUAGUAAAAAAAAAUAAUUAAGUAGAUAAAUAUAUUGGUGCCAAACUGUUAUAAGAUGCCAAAUGAAGGUACCUACAAGUACAAAAAGCUUAAGUAUAUCAUAAUAAGUAUUUAUGUUUCUAAAAUGGUGUGCAAGGCAAGUAUUCGAUCGGUAAUUUCUUAAUUUACCAACGUGAAUUUUUAAAUUAAUUUCUUAAUUUACCAAGGCUUCCAUAGGAAUGUGGGAUAAAAAGAUCCGAUAGAUUGUAGGGGUUUCUUCACAUUCUCACUAAGGGCUGUCAAAAUUUUCGUUUUUAAUAUAGGUAGUAGAAUUGAUUACAAACUUCAACAAGUUGGAGAUCAUAAUUUAUACAUCAACCCGCUGUUAGGCCUCCAUUUUUUCGCGCCACUUUCCUAUGUGGGGGUAGCAUAGUUUUCUAAAUAGGGUACCUACCUAAUCCAUGCGCUUGCACAUUACGACUACCUAUCUACCAUACAUAUAUAUAUAUAUAUAUAUACUUAUAUCUUAUACCAAAUACCACCACAGAAAAAUAUACAUACCAUAAUUACCAGAAAAGACCCGGUUCUUUAGAUUUUAUUGUUAUAUAAUUUUUAAUUAAAUAUGUAGAUUUUUUCGAAGGAAACGUGAGCAAUUUUAAUUGUCUAUUCUAUGACCUAAUUAAAUUAAUAUAUAAUAAUACAUAAAUAAAUAUAAAACAGGUAACAAAUAGGUAGCAACUAAAAGUUGUAGGUACAUAUUAGUUACGUACAAUGACUAGUAAAUCACAGAAUGUGUCAAAUAAAACAUGUACUUAAUUAGGUAUGCAUGGCUAUAGGUAUGUGUUUAGUAGUGUUCAUCUAGAAAUGUACAAGGUGUCUAUAAAAUUACGGAAACAUUUAGAUACAGUAUUUAACAAGUUUUUGAAAAUCUCAAUGUGAGUUACCAUUAUAAGUAUAAAUAGUUAAGUACCAUCACCAUGGCAUAGAUAUUAAGUACCUACUUAUAUAGUAAUUCCAAAAGAAAAGAACAGAAAAGGUCAUAAGAUUGGUAGUUAUGUUGUGUACUUAAUUUAAGCUAUGUACGAAUGUUUUAUAGUAAGUAUUUGCGGCGAAUUGAGUCUACUAUCAUUAUCUAGGUAGCAUAAUGACAAUUAUAAUUAUGUUGAUGCAUUGCAUUUUUAGAGUUGUUUAAAGACAAGACUUACACAAAGAACAGAGUUAUAUUUGUGAAAGUUUUGAAGUUGAAUUUUAUUUUGAAAACUAUAAGCUAUUUUGUAAAGUUUUAUUAUAUUUUUUUCUGUAAAUAAAUGUAUAUUAUACCUA